AUGACGUCGUCACAGCCCAGCACGGGUGAUUCUGCUACCGCGGCUGGAGUCGAGGCGCCGGCGGUGAACCUCGAACGCAAAGCUCGCAAAGAAGCUCAGAAGGUACUCAAGGCGCAGCAGGCGGCUGAAAAGAAGGCGGCCAAGCAGGCGCAGCCCGUUCCUUCCUCGUCCAAACCCAAGCAGGAUGGACGACGCCCGCAGUCUAGCAGUGAACAGCUCUCGCGUGCGCUGGCAUACAUUCUUCGGCACGGAGCGGACAAGGAAGGACUUUCGAUGCGGCCGGAUGGGUAUAUUGCGCUCGACGAUGUGCUGGAUCGACCGCGCGUCAAGAGCGUCAACAUGGCCGAGUCAGCCGGUGCAAAACGUCGACCGGCACUGGAGGACAUUCAGCGGAUCGUGAAUACCAACGACAAGAAGCGAUUCGAGCUGGUGUUGGACGAGACUUGGCUCGUACGCGCUGUGCAGGGUCACUCGUUGAGCCAAGUGGUCGAGCUCUCACACACGCCACUUACACUCACCAACCUGCACCUGCUCAAGCUCCAAGACGAUGACGACGAUGCCGAUGAUCUUGCCGACGAGCUCGACUCCCAACUCGGCCUACAGGAAGCAAAGGUGGAGGUGGUGCAUGGCACAUUCACCGAUGCCUGGGAGAAGAUCCUCGCCAGUGGCGGGCUGAAGCGCAUGUCGCGCAACCACAUCCAUCUCGCCAAGGGCAAGUUCGGCCAAAAGGGCGUCGUGUCCGGCAUGCGCAAGUCCGCCAACCGGCUCAUCUUUGUCGAUGUGCGCCGCGCCAUCGCCGACGGCUUCGAGUUUGCGCUUUCUUCGAAUGGCGUCGUGCUCACACCGGGCAAGGGGGACGAGGGUGUGUUGCCCGUAAAGUACUUCACAAGGGUCGAGGAUGCAAAGGGUAACAUCGUGUGGACGCCACCGCCGCCGUCGGCCAUCGUCGACGCUUCCACCCACCACCUCUCCAUCUUGGCCAUGUCGGAACCUUCGACGCCUCGGCGUGCUGCACCUGGCAGCUCUCGGAGCACCACCACACCUGCCACGCCGUCUACACCGGGCACGCCUGGCGCUGCGUUCAUCGCCGACGACAUGGACGAUCCCACCUCCACUCCCUCGCGCGCUCCCACGUCGGGCGGGGGCGCUGGCGACGACUCGGACAACGAAGACGAGGUUCCCGACUACCUCCGCCUUCUUUCCUCACUGCAGCCACGCUCCAAGUCCUCUUCUGGAAUUGUCAUCCCCAAACGCGGCGAGAAGGACUUCGAACCUACGGGCUUCGGUGGCCAGUCCAAGCUGCUCGAGCGCAGUCGGCAAGCCAUGUACCAGGCGGUCUCUGGCUCGCGCACGGUGGGAUCGCGGUCGCUCGUUCGUGCCACCUGGAAUCCACACACCCGCCGUGCGCGCAUCCACGACGUGCAGGGCAAGAUCUUCGAGACGGUGGGCGUGAUCCGUCGCACGCCCACCACCGACUCGACGGGCAAGACCGUCACGCAGGUGACCAACGAGCUGCUGCCGGAAGAGGCGCUGUUUCUGGCCGAGCGCGGCAGCCUACAGAUCUACACGCAAACAGAGGACCCGGAUGCACUCGCACCCAUGUCGCUGCAGCAGGCAUUUGCAGCGCUGAUGCUCGCGUCGGACGAGGCUGCCGACGAGCCAUUGACGCGCGAGGCGUAUCUGAUCUACGCCCAUCUCAAGCGGCUCGGGUACGUGGUGCAGCGCGCGAGCAUCGUGGAUGCCGUACGUGCCGCUCCGAUCCCGCCGAGCAAGGCACGUGCGCAGGGGAUCGUUGCGGAUCCACAACGUCCCAUCAAGCUCGUUACGCUGUGGGAUGUGUUGCUGUACGUGCCGCGGCGCAUUGCGCAGCUGGGCGCCGAUGCGGCACGUGCCGUCGCGCGAUGGAUGCAGCAUGCAUGGCGCAACACCAUCGGCCGAGUUCUAGCCUUGAUCGCGGCGCGGUUUGCACGCAUCGCAACCCGUGGCUCACGCAAGCCAGGUGCGGUGGGGCUGUCACUCGGCCUUGGCGGCUACGACGACGUACGCCGCUUCCUACCGCACACAGCUUUGUGGACCAGCUACGACGACGUGUUUACCUCGAUGCAAAUGGUACCCUCGGGUCACGACUUUACGCUCCCUCUCACACCGAACCCCACUGCCGCUUCGGAAGAGGCGGGGAUGAAGCCGUUCUACUAUGCGUGGCGGCCCGCUACGGUGUAUCGCAAGUCGCACCCGCCGGCGCCCGAGUUCCGGAUCGUGAUUCUCAACGCGCGCACCACGCCGCUUCCGAGCGUAUGGCAGUUCGGCGAGGUAUUUGCACACAUCCCCAUGCCCGGCUCGGACGCGGAGCUGAUCGCAUCUGUGCCCUCGCAAGACGCAAUGAGUGCAGACGAGCUGAAGAAGCGGGUGGAGUACGAGAAGCAGCUCAAGGCGGCGAACGACGCCAAGAACCGCGCCGCGUAUGGCAAGUUCAGCGACGGCAAGCAGAAGCAUCUGCGCGAGAAAGCCGCUGCGCGUCAAGCCGCCGCCGCUGACCGGGCCGCUUCCAACGCCGCCACCAAAGGCCGCCUCGCCAUGAUGCUGCACAGGCUCACCCGCACCGCCGCAGCAAGGUGGCUGUGGAAGCUGCUGAGGCUCGAUUACGAGGUGCUGCGCAUGUGGGCGAGACUGUUUAGGCACUGUCCUCCGGGAUGCUGGAGCGACAAGGCGCGGUAUCAGGCACGACGAACACUGCAGCGCAACAAUGCAGCGGGCAACGUUUUUCCCCCACUCAAGGCGGGCAGAAGGUCGGUGGUGCUCGCCAUCGUCGAUGGAAGCAUCACCACGCUGCUGCGUUUCGGCGAGUCCGAGUUUGCGCAGUGGAGGCUCUUUGGCGAGGCUGCACCGGCCAUCACGCAUCUUGCCUAG
Molecule: messenger RNA, 2907 nt
Organism: Moesziomyces antarcticus
Lineage: Eukaryota; Fungi; Basidiomycota; Ustilaginomycetes; Ustilaginales; Ustilaginaceae
Product: RNA 2'-phosphotransferase, Tpt1 / KptA family protein
Exons: 2
Coding region: 1-2907 (968 amino acids)
Biological process (GO): tRNA-type intron splice site recognition and cleavage
Cellular component (GO): tRNA-intron endonuclease complex
Molecular function (GO): transferase activity
Source: RefSeq, a predicted model, not a curated record